UUUUCAACUCAUGAAGCGGUGAGAACGAUAACCUAUUUGAAUGCAUUCGCCGGUAAUCACUGACGGCUAAUUUCUUCAACUGAAUUCUUCCCAGGAAGAACAGUAGCAGAAAUUUCAAACGAGGAUAGCGAAAUCGAAAGCGAAAGGUGUUGGAAAUCGGAAUCAAAUCUUCUCGAAAUCGAAUGCUAAUCCGAUUGUAAUUCAACGCCAUUCACGGUUCAUGCCAUUGGUAGUUUGUUGAAUUAUCUUAAUGGGUAGCCAAGAAGUGAGACAGCCAAUGUUACCAACAUCAUCUAAUACCUUCGUAACAAGGUCAAUAGAUAUUCCGAGAAGCAAAAGACGAUUGAGGCGCACUAAGAGUGCUCCUCAUUCGGAUUCUCCUCAUACAGAGACCACUGGCACCGUUACUGGUCUAGUUCCACGUUCAGGAUUAGUUUUCGGAAAUCUACACCCGAGUUUUAUAAGAGUAGCCUUAGUUUUAAUAAUGUACUUGGGCAUAGGAACUUUAUGUUUCUACCUUGUCAGGCACCAAAUCAAAGGGGGAAAAACCAACGGAGUAGUUGAUGCCGUUUAUUUCACUAUUGUGACAAUGACAACCGUUGGAUAUGGUGAUCUUGUCCCAAACACUCCUUCCACCAAGCUACUAGCUUGUGCUUUUGUCUUCACAGGAAUGGCCGUAGUUGGCCUAAUCUUAAUCAAUGCAGCUGAUUAUUUGGUAGAGAAGCAGGAAAUCUUUCUAUUUAAGGCCUUCCAUAUGCACCAAAAUGGUUCUUGCGACAUUACAGAAGAAAUUGAUACUAAUAAAGCUAGAAAUAAGUGUAUAGUGGUGUUUCUUUUUCUUCUUUUGUUCAUAAUUUUUGGGACUGUGUUUCUAGUUACCCUUGAGGAGUUGGAUUUUAUUGAUGCCUUUUAUUGUGUAUGUUCUACCAUUACUACAUUAGGCUAUGGAGAUAAAAGCUUCUCGACCCGGUGGGGGCGUCUAUUCGCCAUUUUCUGGAUCUUGAUAAGUUCCAUCACUCUGGCUCAGUUUUUCCUUUAUAUUGCUGUGCUAAACACUGAGAGAAGGAAAAAAUCUUUGGUGAAGUGGGUUCUAAGUAAAAAGGUGACGGUGUUGGACCUCGAGGCUGCGGAUCUCGAUGAUGACGGGGUCGUCGGGGCUGCAGAAUUUGUCAUAUACAAGCUGAAGGAGAUGGGGAAAAUCACUGAAGAUGACAUUUCACCUGUUCUGGACGAAUUUGAGAAUCUUGAUGUUGAUCAAUCAGGAACAUUGUCCAUAUCUGAUAUAACACUUUCUCAAUCAUCUUAACCAUAGAGGAUGUUGGUUGCCUUCAUCGACACGAGUUAAAUUGUUUUUUUGUAA
Cucurbita pepo subsp. pepo (vegetable marrow) is the source of this 1360-nucleotide messenger RNA. Its product is annotated as two-pore potassium channel 1. Gene Ontology annotation, cellular component: plasma membrane; plant-type vacuole membrane. Gene Ontology annotation, biological process: stabilization of membrane potential; potassium ion transmembrane transport. NCBI's taxonomy places the organism in Eukaryota, Viridiplantae, Streptophyta, Magnoliopsida, Cucurbitales, Cucurbitaceae. Gene Ontology annotation, molecular function: potassium ion leak channel activity; outward rectifier potassium channel activity. The record is from RefSeq and is a predicted model, not a curated record.